AUGGGACUUUUGCUCAUCAGGUUUGUUCUGAUGAUCAGUGCAACUCUCUUUGUUCUCUCUGUUUGCGGAGAAGCAGCACUAUUGGCCCCAGCAAAAGACCCAAAUGGCGCAGACUACGGAGAUCAAGACAGCCAGUACGGCGGGUCGGGUGGGUCGGGUCCCACGACCAAUCCAGGCUCCGAGACAAACACAACGCCAGAGGCUCCCGUUCCUGGUUCCGGUUCCGAGGAUGAUUCCACAGAACCCGACGUUCCAGUUGUCGAACCUGAACCGGACCAACCUACAGACCCCUCUCUUCUUCCGCAAUGCAAGUGGGUGGUAAAAUUGAAAACAGGGAACGGACCAUACGCACCAACGGAUGCGGCCAUCGCCAUGGAAAUCGAGCUGGUGAAUGUGUUGGGAUUGGAUCUGCUGAGACAUCCCAUCUACAAUCUCAGGUGGUACGGGAAGGGGAGGAAGUCAUACGCAGCUUAUUUCCAGCGUUAUAAUGUGGACACCUUUGAAUUCCAAGCCCCCUGCAACCCACUGUUUUGCAAAGCAUCCUUCAUCAAUACCGGGACUUGUAGACUUCCGGGUUGGCAUCUGGACUGGGCCGAAAUCACCACCUAUGAUCUGGCUGGGAACCCCAGCCUCCCCCGAAGAGAGAAUGUCAACAUGUGGUUGUUGAAUCCCCAAAAGAAACCUUACACCCGUCGUGUUACCAUCGAUUUCUGCACCCACGAGAUUACCCCUCCACGAAUCUAG
This is a messenger RNA of Oldenlandia corymbosa var. corymbosa, 744 nucleotides long. The record is from the annotation of a GenBank genome assembly. Lineage: Eukaryota; Viridiplantae; Streptophyta; Magnoliopsida; Gentianales; Rubiaceae.